AUGUGGGGAACGGUUGCAGGCAGGGGAAGGCGUGACCUGCAUGGAAAAUGCCAGACAACUCCAGACGCACACACACACAGGCGCACACACACUCACAAAUCUCCGGACAGAGAUAAGGCAGACAGCGGAGCGCUUGGAAGGAGGCAAAGCCGUCCCCCGCAAACCAAGCAGCAAUCCUCCGCGUCAAACCCACCCGCAAACCCUCCCGGCAGCAAAAUGAGGUACCCCCUGACCUGGUCCUUUUGCGCCUUGCUGCUCUGCGCGGUGGAUGCCAUUGAGCUGACGGACAUGUUUGGGGAGAUCCAGUCUCCCAACUUCCCCGAUUCUUAUCCCAGCGACUCGGAAGUGACAUGGAACAUCUCUGUGCCCGACGGAUUUAAAAUCAAGCUGUACUUCAUGCAUUUUGACUUGGAGUCAUCCUACCUCUGUGAAUACGACUAUGUAAAGAUUGAAGCUGAGGACCAGGAGCUGGCAACCUUCUGCGGCAGGGAGACGACAGACACAGAGCAGGCUCCCGGCCAGCAAGUGAUCCUGUCCCCAGGGCCCUAUAUGGGGCUUACUUUCAGGUCCGACUUCUCCAACGAGGAACGCUUCACUGGCUUCGAUGCCCAUUACACUGCCGUGGACGUGGACGAGUGCCUGGAGAAAAGCGAUGAGGAGCUGGCGUGCGAUCACUACUGCCACAACUACAUCGGCGGGUACUACUGCUCCUGCAGGUUCGGCUACAUCCUCCACUCUGACAACAGGACCUGCAAAGUGGAGUGCAGCGACAACCUCUACACCCAGAGGAGUGGGGUGGUCACCAGCGCUGACUUCCCCAGCCCCUACCCGAAGAGCUCAGACUGCCUGUACCGCAUCGAGCUGGAGGAGGGUUUCUUCAUCACCCUGAGCUUCGAGGACAGCUUUGACGUGGAAGACCACCCCGAGGUGACCUGUCCUUAUGACUACGUCAAGAUCAAAGCUGGCCAUAGGGAGUUUGGCCCUUUCUGUGGAGAGAAGUCCCCAGGACGCAUUGAAACCCAAACCAACAGUGUGCAGAUCCUCUUCCACAGUGACAACUCGGGAGAGAACAGGGGCUGGAAGCUGUCAUACACAGCAAUUGGAAACCCGUGCCCACUGGUGCAACCACCAAUCAACGGGAAAAUCGAGCCUUCCCAAGCCAAGUACACCUUCAAAGACCAGGUUGUCAUCAGCUGCAACACUGGAUACAAAGUCCUGAAGGAUAACCUGGAAAGCGACUCCUUCCAGAUCGAGUGUCUAAAGGAUGGGACCUGGAGUAACAAGAUCCCUAUCUGCAAAAUUGCUGACUGCAAAGCGCCGCUGGAGCUGGAGCAUGGCUUUGUCACCUUCUCCUCCAGGAACAACCUGACCACCUACCGAGCAGCCAUCCAGUACCACUGCCAGCACCCCUACUACCACAUGGCCCCCAACAGCACCGCCACCUACACGUGUGAUGCAUCGGGCGUAUGGAGGAGCGAGGAGCUGGGGACCAAGCUGCCGUCCUGCCGACCAGUGUGUGGCCGGCCAGCUCGUUCUCUGCCUGGGAUCAUCAAGCGCAUCAUUGGUGGGCGAAACGCAGAGCCUGGCUUCUUCCCCUGGCAGGCCCUGAUAGUGGUGGAGGACAUGUCCCGGGUGCCCAAUGACAAAUGGUUUGGCAGCGGUGCCCUGCUCUCAGACUCCUGGGUGCUGACAGCCGCCCAUGUCCUCCGCUCCCAGCGGCGAGACAAGACUGUCAUCCCUGUCUCCAAGGAGCAUGUCACUGUCUACCUGGCCCUUCAUGAUGUGAGGAACAAGAUGGAGGCCGUCAAUCGGACAGUGGAGAAGAUCAUCCUCCAUGAGGAGUUUGACAUCCAGAACUACAACCACGACAUUGCUCUGGUCAAGCUGAAGGAGAAGGUGACCAUGGGGAACUACGUCAUGCCUGUCUGUCUGCCCCAGUUUGAGCACGAGUUGGAGGGGCCUCACCCUAACACGCUGGGGCUGGUGGCUGGAUGGGGUAUCUCUAACCCCAACAUCACGGUGGAUGAGAUCAUCAGCUCAGGCAUGAGGACGCUGUCUGACAUCCUGCAGUACGUCAAACUGCCAGUGGUGCUGCAUGCAGAGUGCAAGACCAGCUACGAGUCGCGGUCAGGGAACUACAGCGUGACCGAGAACAUGUUCUGCGCCGGCUACUAUGAAGGUGGGAAGGACACUUGCUUGGGAGACAGUGGAGGAGCCUUCGUCAUCCAGGACCCCGGAACCCGGAGAUGGGUGGCCCAAGGGCUGGUCUCAUGGGGUGGCCCAGAGGAGUGCGGCAGCAAGCAGGUGUACGGUGUGUACACCAAAGUCUCCAACUAUGUGGACUGGGUGGAGAAGAAAACAGGCUCCUCAGAGAGAUGGACAUUUCUGGACCCGGAGCUGGAGAGAUGA
This is a messenger RNA of Gavia stellata (red-throated loon), 2409 nucleotides long. It is a transcript of the gene MASP1, whose product is annotated as MBL associated serine protease 1. Gene Ontology annotation, biological process: complement activation; zymogen activation. Gene Ontology annotation, cellular component: extracellular region; blood microparticle. Gene Ontology annotation, molecular function: calcium ion binding; serine-type endopeptidase activity. The record is from RefSeq and is a predicted model, not a curated record. The coding region runs from base 1 to 2409 and encodes 802 amino acids. Lineage: Eukaryota; Metazoa; Chordata; Aves; Gaviiformes; Gaviidae. The transcript has 11 exons.